This is a messenger RNA of Austrofundulus limnaeus, 3020 nucleotides long. It is a transcript of the gene lhfpl3, whose product is annotated as LHFPL tetraspan subfamily member 3. The record is from RefSeq and is a predicted model, not a curated record. Gene Ontology annotation, biological process: sensory perception of sound. Gene Ontology annotation, cellular component: plasma membrane. The coding region runs from base 935 to 1696 and encodes 253 amino acids. The transcript is spliced from 3 exons. NCBI's taxonomy places the organism in Eukaryota, Metazoa, Chordata, Actinopteri, Cyprinodontiformes, Rivulidae.
AACUCGUCUUUUUUUUGAUGGUGCUGUUUUUAUUAACAUUACUGCACACUGGACAGUUUUUCUUUCUAGAUUAUUGCCUAAAAUACUUUGUCAGUUUGGGGGCAGAAGCCAGUGGACUAAAAAUCAUCGUGUUUUACAGUAAAGUGCUGUUCUUUUGUAUAAUCAUUAAGGAUAAAUGCAUUUGCAGGGUUUAGAUUUAUUGAAUAUUUUUCUUGAAUUAUUGCAGAAAAUAUUUGCGAAGACAAAAACAUUCAGAUAAAUGUAUUUAAAUCAUAUAGUCGUGUAAUAUUCCAAAUGAAAGCAAGCCUGUAUGGAAACUAAACUGAACAUUUUUGUGCAUUAACUUCAUUAUUCAUUAUAUUCCUGUGUGGAGAUGUCUCCUGUCUACCUGUUAAACGGAGUCAUUCUCAUUUCACAUCAGCGCGUCUGUUUGAGAUUUCGCGCCUGGCUGGAUUGAAACGUCAGAAUGGGAUUAAGGGAUGUGGGCUGGCCGUGUCAUAUCCACGGAUAUCCUCCGACUUUAAUUCAAUAGGAUCUCAGCUGCGGUUGUUGCUCAGACGGAUCCAUUCAGGGAGAUCCGUCUCAACACACACACACUCACACACACACACACACCCUCCCCUGAGGAGGAGCGGAUUGUCGAAACAACCUGACUCAGGUAGAAAACAUUUCAGAGCUGAAGGGCAAAUGGAGAAUAAAUCGUCCGCGCGCGGAUUCCUGGCGCUCGUGCUUUCUUCGGAGCGCACGUUUCGUUUCUGCAGACUCUGAUGAAUGAAGAUCGGUGCGCAAAACCCAGAAAUACCGCGGCUGCGAGAGUGCGGGCAUGCUCCGGCUUCAACUGUGGCAGAAAUAAAACAUAAAAGAAGAAGAAGAGCUGCUGGAUAYCAGAUGAGGCAGAUGCUCGUGUGAUCCUGCAGGACCCAGCGCGCAGAAUAUGGUCCCCGGGGCCCCCAGCACGACCAGCACCAUGCUCCCCGCCUCCGAGGCUGCCAAAAUCUACCAGACCAACUACGUGCGGAACUCCCGGGCCAUCGGCGUCCUGUGGGCCAUCUUCACCAUCCUCUUCGCCAUCGUCAACGUGGUCUGCUUCAUCCAGCCCUACUGGAUCGGGGACGGCGUGAACACCCCGCAGGCGGGCUACUUCGGGCUGUUCCACUACUGCAUCGGCAGCGGGAUGACCCGGGAGCUGACCUGCCARGGCAGCUUCACCGAGUUCAGCAGCAUCCCGUCCGGCGCCUUCAAGGCUGCCUCGGUCUUCAUCGCCAUGUCCAUGGCGCUGGUCCUCACCUGCAUCGGCUGCUUCGCGCUUUUCUUCUUCUGCAGCACCGGGACCGUGUACAAGAUCUGCGGCUGGAUGCAGCUGGCUGCAGGGACCUGUCUGAUUCUGGGCUGCAUGAUCUACCCCGACGGCUGGGACAGCGACGAGGUGAAGCGGAUGUGCGGYGAGCAGACGGACAAGUACACGCUGGGCGCCUGCUCGGUCCGCUGGGCCUACAUCCUGGCCAUCAUGGGCAUCAUGGACGCCCUCAUCCUCUCCUUCCUGGCCUUCGUUCUGGGCAACCGCCAGGACAGCCUGAUGUCUGAGGAGCUGCUGGGAGACAGUGUGCAGGUCUUACAGCCCGGAUGUGACGUUUCUUCAGGAUCCAGCUUCCACCUCCUGGUGAGAACGGACAGAUGUAUUUGGGGAAUCAUCUGAUGGAAAUAUAAGAAGUUUGUCCAGGAGACCUCUAGUCCUCUCUGAAAGCCCCCCUGUAAAAUAGUUUUCAUAUCCACCUAAAGCUGCUUUUUCUCCCCCUACAACUGAAACAAUGAAGACUUCUUUGUUCAGCUAAAAAAAUAAUAAAAUUGUGGUAAAACACCUCUGAUGAGACUAAUGGCAGCCAGUCAGCCCAGCUGUAAAACUGAUGAAGACCUGAAGUUCUUCAGGUCAAAUCAUGUUUUCCUGCACAGAUAAAGAACAGAAGAACUUUAAUGACUGGAUAAUUGUUCAGAGAACUGUGAUGUCUUGGUAUAUUUAAAUAUUUGAUGGAAUAAAUAAAAAAUGUUUUUUUUUGUCCUGGUGCACCAAAUAGAAAGAUUUCUACACUUAUCUGUACAAUUUAAUGUUGUCUUCUAUUUUGUCUCAACUUUGAACUGUUUUCUCUGACAUCAAGCCAUUGAUUCAUUAUUAGCGUGUGCCAUAGAGUAUCUUAUGUGUAAUUAUUAAAAAAAAAAAAACAACUAAAAGGGUUGAAGAAAAUAACAGUGAAAAGGUUUGAGUCUUAAUGUUUUUGUACGCUGGCGUUUUUCACAAACAGCUUUAAAAAACGGACCCUGUUUUAUGACCCUGGAGACCUGCAGAGACAUUUAAUAAAAACUUAUAAAAAAUGAGUUUUUGGAACAAAAGAGACAAUUUUACAAAAUGUCAAACCCUGGAUUGGAUGUUUUACGCCUGUUACCUGUUCAAAGUUCUGCUUUUCUCUCCUGAUCAACAUGUUUCUGUUCUGAUACUGAACAUGUUUGCUCCAGUUUUAAUAUUUUCUGUUUUAAUUUGGAUUUAAGGGGGUAAAGGAUGUAAGUUGACACUGCCGUAUAACAGAGAAAAAUAAAAAUAAAUGCAGAAUUUGCUCUUUUUCAUGAUAUGAGCUGAAAUUUUUUGACCUGAGUUUCAAACUGAAGUGAAAAACAAACCUUUUUUUUGUUUGUUUUUGGUUGUUCGACAAAAGCCACGACAAGUGAUAUAAAACUGUCAUUACAGUGAUUUUAUUAUAAUGAACCAUGAAAAUAGCCAACCAGUGCAGUGUCUGUGAGUCUCUCUCCUCCACACAAACAUACACUCACACACACACAAAUAAAAAAAGACAAAAGUUGAAGAGUCAAUGGGGGGGAGGAGGAAGAGGAGGAGGAGGGGGCGGUAACAAAAUAAAAAUAAUGCUACAGUCACAGAAACAUUCAGCUUUGCCGAGAAGAGCGUUCGUAUUUACAACCAUAUUUCAAAAUGGGAUGGSAGCGAAUUGUACAAGCGUAGAAAAAAAAAAAAA